GCUUACUAUGCGCAUGCGCAUAUAAAAAAUAACACUGUUUCGCCUAGAAUAAUAAUAUAAGUCAAUCUAAGCUUAUCAUUGAGUUAUUAUUAUUUGUUUGUUAACCUACGUCAUCUAUUUUUGUAAAAUUCAAAUUCAAGGUACCUUUUAGAUUAUUAAUUUUUUGAUUUAAAUGUCUAUUUUACUCGAAUACUUAUGAGCUAUGUUUUCGUGAUUCAUACACAGUUUAUCGUUCAACGCUAUGGAUUUAGCUAAAGUAAGCAAUGGAGAGAAGCUUAACAUAUGUAGGAAAUAUUUUUAUGGUGGAUUUGGUCUUCUACCUGUAUUAUGGCUUGUCAAUUUCGUAUGGUUUUUUCGAGAUGCAUUUUUAAAAGAGACAUUCCCUGAGCAAAAGAAACUCCGUCAGUACGUAACAAUAUCGGGAAUCCUUGCACUUUUUGGUAUAGGAAUAGUGGUGGCAUGGGCUAUUGUCUAUCAAAAAUAUCGACUCGAUUGGGGCGAAGCUGGAGAUAGAUUAUUAUUUGUUAUUCCUGUUGGGAAACCAUAGAUCUAAUCUGGUUUAUGAUAAAUUACAAUCGAAUUUUAUAAUAUCAACCAUGAUUUAUAUAUAUUAUAUAUGUAUAUAAUUAUAUAUAAUAUUUAUGAUCAAUGAAAGUCUGUCAUAUGUUUUUUUUUUUAGUCUUUAAAUAUAUUUUCGAAAAUAUUUGCAACUAAUCAGGAAGUUACGGGCGGGACUAUUAUAGGUUGAAAAAGAAAACUGGUAUAAGCAAGCAAAAUUGCCAUUCUCCUCCGCCAUUUUGAACUUAGAGGACAGAAAGGAUUUUUGAAUAAUGUUGAGAAUUUUCACCUCCAGAGUAGCAUCUGUUGUUGAGACAGCAGCGAGAGCCAAUUUGAGUGCCACAUCAAUCGUCUCAAGACGCUGUAUGUCGAAACAUGUAGUCGAGUCUGAAGAAGAAUUCGACGCCAGGUACGAAAGUUUCUUCAACCGUCCAGAUAUCGAUGGAUGGGAAGUGAGAAAAGCCAUGAACGACAUCCACGCCGACGAUUUGGUCCCAGAACCCAAGAUUGUUAUUGCGGCCCUCAAAGCUUGUCGUAGAAUUAAUGAUUACGCUCUAGCCGUUCGUUAUUUGGAAGCUAUUAAGGACAAAACUGGACCUAAACAAGGUGAAAUUUGGCCAUAUAUGCUGAAGGAAUUACAACCAACCUUAUCAGAAUUGGGAAUUUCCACCCCAGAAGAAAUGGGCUAUGAUAAACCGGAAUUUGCAUCCGAAAGUGUUUAUGAUAUGCAUUAA
Molecule: messenger RNA, 1292 nt
Organism: Dimorphilus gyrociliatus
Lineage: Eukaryota; Metazoa; Annelida; Polychaeta; Dinophilidae
Source: the annotation of a GenBank genome assembly